AUGAAGUCUGCUGUCAAAGACCUGGAAGCCAACAUAAAGAGCAUCGAGGAAGGCUUCCAGAGACACCCGGAUCCCGGUGUGGGUCGACUGCUGAAGGAGAGGAGGUCGGAGUUGAGCUCCUUCCUGCAAGAAAAGGGUGAAGGGAGCGCUGGACGACCACCGACCAGGGAGAUGAGGACCCACGGCGUGAUCAGUUGGGGCUGUAAGGACCCCAAACUGAGGCACGUGCUGUCUCUGAGACGGCAGGCCUUCAUGUUCCUGGACUCGCCGACUCAGACCCUGGAGGUGUCGUUCCGGGUGAAGCACCUGGACGGGUCGUACGCGGUGUACGCGAGCUCGGGGCAGAUCAAGUGUUUUGAGUGCGGAGACGUGGGUCACAAGCGCUUCUCGUGUCCGCAUAAGAAGCAGAAGAGAGCGGAAGCCCCGGCCGCUGCGGUUCGAGGUUGGGUCCAUUGUGCGCUCGUGAAAGCGUACGCACCUUUAGUGUCGACGCAUCUCGUCUGCGCGUAUAAAAGGAAUCAGAUCGCUUCACAACUUCAUCCACUGCAGCGCAGAACUGAAACUCAGAGCAGAAAAGAAAAAUCACGACUGCAGAACCAUGAUCGCCAAGAUUUGUGUCGUCCUCGCGCUGUUGGUUGUCCAAACAGUCGCACAGACAACAACCGUCGCUGCAACAACCGUCGCUGCAACAACCGUCGCUGCAACAACCGUCGCUGCAACCACCGUCGCUGCAACCACCGUCGCUGCAACAACCGUCGCUGCAACAACCGUCGCUGCAACAACCGUCGCUGCAACCACCGUCGCUGCAACAACCGUCGCUGCAACAACCGUCGCUGCAACAACCGUCGCUGCAACCACCGUCGCUGCAACAACCGUCGCUGCAACAACCGUCGCUGCAACAACCGUCGCUGCAACAACCGUCGCUGCAACAACCGCUACAACCAACGCUACAACAACCGCUACAACCAACGCUACAACAACCGCUACAACCACCGCCGCUGCAACCAUCAACAACAUCAGUCUCUUCACAGUCGUCGUGGCGACGAUGGCACACCGACUUCUGUCCUACUGUUGACGGUCCUGAGUGCAGAUCUUCUUCUGUAAUAUCGAAGUGAAGGAUUCAUUUGAAGGUUUUAGAUGCUGUACAUAAUUAUAUUUGCUAAUUCAUUGCUGUUAGUGUGGAUUGAGGGAUGAUGGUGUGCGUUUGGCCAGAAACCACACUGGACCUUCCUGGAGGACUCUGCUGGUCUGGGAUGAGAGGGAUCUAUAAGGAUCCAAUCCACGGGCCAAUCAGAGCAUCUGACUGUCAACGUGUUGUCUGUUGUCGCUUCAUCGGUUAUAAAACAUGCUUUCCAAUAAAGCUCUGGCUAAGUUA
Molecule: messenger RNA, 1375 nt
Organism: Cyclopterus lumpus (lumpfish)
Lineage: Eukaryota; Metazoa; Chordata; Actinopteri; Perciformes; Cyclopteridae
Exons: 5
Coding region: 1-1104 (367 amino acids)
Molecular function (GO): nucleic acid binding; zinc ion binding
Source: RefSeq, a predicted model, not a curated record